CACACCUGUGCCCAGCAGUGCCACCUACCUGUGCCCAGCAGUGCCACCCACCUGUGCCCACCCACCUGUGCCCACCAGUGCCACCCACCUGUGCCCACCAGUGCCACCCAGCAGUGCCCAUCAGUGAAUCCCAGCAGUGCUGCCAGUCAGUGCCACCAGUCAUGCCGCCAGUCAGUGCCCAGCAGUGAUGCCAGUCAGUGCCACCUAUCAGUGCUGUCUAUCAGUACCCAUCAUCAGUGCCACCUAUCAGUGCUGCCUAUCCGUGACACCUCAUUAGUGCUGCCUAUCAGUGCUGCCUUAUCCGUGCCACCUUAUUAGUGCUGCCUAUCAGUGCUGCCUAUCAGUGCCCAGCAAUGCUGCCUCAUCAACGCACAUCAGUGA
Messenger RNA from Staurois parvus, 381 nucleotides. NCBI's taxonomy places the organism in Eukaryota, Metazoa, Chordata, Amphibia, Anura, Ranidae. The record is from the annotation of a GenBank genome assembly.